GAUACUGUGUCUAUGAUUGUACGCACGUAUUCGGCUGCUGGAGUCUGUCAGUGACAGAUUUUGUUCUAAUAUUUCUGGUGUAAAUAUAGAACUGAUAAUGUUAAAAUAUUAAUAAGCGUAGCACUUAAGGGUAGUUUCAUAACAAGAAUCUAAAGACUGCUUACAUAGUUUCACAGAAGUAAGAAAGUAUAUAUUAGCCUUAAAAAUGGUAGUCAGACAGUAUAACGAAGAACUGAAGUACUUAGAAAAGAUAGAUGAGAAUAGUUGGAGGAUCAAGAAAGGUUUUCAACCUAAUAUGAAUGUCGAAGGUGUAUUUUAUGUAAAUAAAACACUAGAACGUUUGAUGUUUGAUGAAUUAAAAAAUUCCUGCAGACCUGGCAUGGUAGGAGGUUUUCUACCAGGAAUGAAACAAAUUGCUAAUGUAGCUGCGCUUCCUGGAAUUGUCUGGAGAUCCAUUGGAUUGCCAGAUGUUCAUGCUGGAUAUGGUUUCGCUAUUGGCAAUAUGGCAGCAUUCGACAUGAACGAUCCAAAGUCAGUAGUAUCGCCCGGUGGAGUGGGAUUUGAUAUUAACUGUGGUGUACGCUUAUUAAGGACCAAUCUGUUCGAGGAGGAUGUUUUACCUGUGAAGGAGCAACUUGCACAAAGUAUGUUUGAUCACAUUCCUGUUGGUGUUGGUUCUAAAGGAAUCAUACCAAUGAAUGCCCGAGACUUAGAGGAAGCUUUGGAAAUGGGCAUGGACUGGUCUCUCAGAGAAGGCUACAUCUGGGCAGAAGAUAAAGAACAUUGCGAAGAAUAUGGUAGAAUGCUGAAUGCGGACUCUUCGAAGGUAUCCAUGAGGGCUAAAAAACGAGGACUUCCACAGUUAGGAACCUUAGGAGCUGGAAAUCAUUAUGCUGAGAUUCAAGUGGUAGAUGAAAUUUAUGACAAAUGGGCAGCAUGUAAAAUGGGGAUAGAAGAGAAGGGUCAAAUCUGUGUUAUGAUCCACUCUGGUAGCCGAGGAUUUGGUCAUCAAGUUGCUACUGAUGCACUCGUUCAAAUGGAGAAAGCUAUGAAGAGAGAUAAUAUUGAAACCAAUGAUAGGCAGUUAGCUUGUGCUCACAUUAAAUCUCAAGAAGGUCAAGAUUACUUAAAAUCCAUGGCGGCGGCCGCCAACUUUGCUUGGGUUAACAGAAGCUCCAUGACAUUCCUCAGCCGUCAAGCCUUUGCAAAACAGUUUAGGAUGUCUCCAGAUGACUUAGAUAUGCAUGUUAUAUACGACGUCUCCCAUAAUAUUGCAAAAGUGGAGGAACACAUGGUCGACGGUAAACAGAAGACUCUUUUAGUCCACAGGAAGGGAUCCACGAGAGCAUUCCCACCACAUCAUCCCUUAAUUCCAGUAGACUAUCAACUCACAGGUCAGCCGGUUUUGAUCGGUGGUACCAUGGGAACAUGCAGUUAUGUUCUAACUGGUACCGAGCAGGGUAUGAAGGAGACAUUUGGCUCGACUUGUCACGGAGCAGGAAGAGCUCUGUCCAGAGCAAAAUCGCGAAGAAAUAUAGAUUACAUGCAAGUUUUACAAAAGUUAGAGCAACAGGGAAUAUCCAUAAGAGUCGCAUCACCGAAACUAGUAAUGGAAGAAGCGCCAGAAUCCUACAAAAAUGUAACAGACGUUGUGAACACAUGUCACGCAGCGGGCAUAUCUCGGAAAUGCAUAAAGUUACGACCAAUUGCAGUUAUAAAAGGAUAACGUUGUUUAUAUAUCUAAGGCAUGCGGUUUGUAUUGUUAAUUGUGAUUUUCAAUUAUUGCUUGGAGUUCCAGCAGAGCCAUAAUCAUUGUCAUGAAUGAACAAGAUCUGUAACAUUAUGAUUUAAAAUAUUUAAACAGUUAAUACUUAUUACUUUUCGUAACUUAUGGAAAUAUAAUAAAUAAUUUAUAAGAAAUAACCCGCUAAAA
Molecule: messenger RNA, 1933 nt
Organism: Megalopta genalis
Lineage: Eukaryota; Metazoa; Arthropoda; Insecta; Hymenoptera; Halictidae
Gene: RtcB
Product: RtcB RNA ligase
Biological process (GO): tRNA splicing, via endonucleolytic cleavage and ligation
Cellular component (GO): nucleus; tRNA-splicing ligase complex
Molecular function (GO): RNA ligase (ATP) activity; RNA ligase (GTP) activity
Source: RefSeq, a predicted model, not a curated record